Messenger RNA from Acanthopagrus latus (yellowfin seabream), 1800 nucleotides. It is a transcript of the gene ubiad1, whose product is annotated as UbiA prenyltransferase domain containing 1. The transcript is spliced from 3 exons. Gene Ontology annotation, biological process: vitamin K biosynthetic process; menaquinone biosynthetic process. The record is from RefSeq and is a predicted model, not a curated record. Gene Ontology annotation, molecular function: prenyltransferase activity. Gene Ontology annotation, cellular component: Golgi membrane; endoplasmic reticulum. The coding region runs from base 275 to 1324 and encodes 349 amino acids. Lineage: Eukaryota; Metazoa; Chordata; Actinopteri; Spariformes; Sparidae.
GCGGUUUCUUCGACUUCUCUGCGCUGUUGCACUUCUGGAGGAGGAAAUGGCGCCCGUCAGGUGCAGCAGGGUUUACAGUGGCCAACCAGUCAAGUACCCUCGAAGUUGACACGUAAGCUACCUAACUGCCUCUCACCGUAAAAGGCUCAGCGGGCUCAGAACUAUGUUUUUAAGCGGAGAGAAGCCCAGUUUGUGUCGGAUGGUGAAGACGUAACAGGAACACCAGGCUCUGAAAUUGGGAACAUUGCUGGUACUGUAGACCCCCCGCAGAGGAAUGGCCAAAGAGCAAAGACAAAGCAGGGCAGAGACAUUUGUGCUGGCUGGAUCAAAUGGUCACAACGGCCAACAAUGGCAGACUAGUUUGAACAACUCGGUUAGUCAGUCUCCUGGCACUAACCACGCGUCGAGGAUGGCCCGCGUUGCUUCAGAUGUGCGACACAAGUGCGCGGCCUACGUGCUGGCGCUGAGACCGUGGAGCUUCAGCGCCUCGCUCACACCGGUGGCCCUCGGCAGCGCGCUGGCGUACAAACUGGAUGGCUCCGUGGACUUGGUCAUCCUGUUGGUGUGUGCGGUGGCUGUCCUCGUAGUCCAUGGGGCAGGCAACCUCGUAAACACCUACUAUGACUUCUCCAAAGGAAUUGACCACAAGAAGAGUGAUGACAGGACUCUUGUGGAUGAGAUCUUGGCACCACAGGAUGUUGUUAUGUUCGGAGCAUUGUUGUACUCUUUAGGGUGCUUGUGCGCCACUCUGCUCUACUUCCUGUCCACACUUAGACUGGAACACCUAGCUCUUAUUUACUUCGGGGGACUCUCCAGCUCAUUUUUGUACACUGGAGGCAUCGGCCUCAAGUAUGUGGCCCUGGGAGACGUGGUAAUCCUCAUCACCUUCGGCCCGCUGGCAGUCAUGUUCGCCCACGCGGUGCAGGUCGGCUACCUGUCGGUGCUGCCGCUGGUGUACGCCGUCCCGCUGGCCCUCAACACAGAAGCCAUCCUCCACAGCAACAACACUAGAGACAUGGACUCUGACAAACAGGCAGGCAUCGUCACCCUGGCCAUCCUCGUAGGGCCCACUUUGUCUUACGUCCUCUACAACCUCCUGCUAUUCGUCCCCUAUGUGCUCUUUUGCAUCCUCGCCACCCGUUACACCAUCAGCAUGGCGCUGCCUCUGCUCACGCUGCCCAUGGCCUUCCCCCUGGAGAAGCAGUUCCGUAGCAGGUGCUACGCCAAGAUCCCCCAGAAGACGGCCAAGCUCAACCUUCUAAUGGGACUUUUCUACGUGUUCGGGAUUAUUCUUGCACCUCCUGGCAGCUUGCCGUUACUGUGAUUAAUUAGCUUUGAUAUUUGACAUUUUGGUCUUUUAAUACAGACUAGUUUUGAAUUUGUAUGAUGCUAUCUGAGGGCUUUCACCAGCUUUAAUUUAUUGUCUAAUUUAUAUGUUUAACAGACAUUUAGUUUAGGUCCUCCUCUGUGACUGAAGGCAUAAUCAGGUGUUCUUUCAGUAUUAAGCCUGCUGUAAUGUAUUGGUAAAAGUAAGAGUUGUCGGUGUCAUUUGUAGAGGUAGAUGACAUUUUAUCAUACCAGAACAGACGAUAAACCUACAGUGGCCAUAUUUGUUGUUCUUUUUACAACGCAACACUGACACCUAAAAUCAUCAAGAAACCAUUAUGCUCAUAUUCUCAACAUUGUACUCUCUGUAUGGUACAUACUGUCCAUUUGUUCAUUGUUUCUUUUUCUUCUUCUUAUUUUUUUGGAGAGCCAAAUAGUAUUUCAUUGGAUUGUAAUAAAACUGACAGAUGCUGA